AGCAGCUUUGCCAUUUUUAGGUACGGAGGCUGAGCCAGUCAGCACUGCCACCGUGUUUUUUAGCAGAAACUGGACAUUUCCCUGCCGUUUGCGAUGAACAAUGGCUGAUUUCUGCAGGACGCUCUGGUUGCUCCAGGCGAACCUCUGGCUGAUGGCUCUGGUCACAGGUGGGAUCUCGGCCAACAUGACCAUUGCUGGGAACAGCACGGGUAACAGCACAGGUGGCGAAUGUCCCAUGGUCCAUCAGCAUCUACGCUACGUGGUGGCCAAGAAGAACAUGCCCGUCCACUUCAUCUGCUACACCCAGGAGCCCCAGAGCAUGCAGUGGUACAAAACGGUGAAGGACAGUGAUGAAAUCCUUGAACUGGACCACAACACCUCCCACUACCAUGUCGAGAGGAAACCCAGCUUCAUCAACUUCACCAUCUUCAGGAUCAGCUACAAGGACAACGGCAUCUACGUGUGCGACAGCAAGAACCUCACGGUGGAGAAGCAGCAGCCACACGGGUGCGGGACAGAGCUGAGAGUUGUGGGUUACAGCAACAUCCAGCAGAUCCAGAACAGGAACACCCUGAAAGACGCCAUCAUCAUCAUCCAGUCCAUCCUCCUGGUCAUCUUCAUCAGUGUCCCCGUGCUCAUCUUCCUAGAUAAAGGUGACGGCAAGGAAAGGCCGGAGGAGGAGCACACCUAUGAGGGCCUGGCGGUGGAGCAGAUGGCCACCUACGAAGACAUCACUCCUUUCCGGGACGUGAAGGCCAAGUGGACAGUCGGGGAGCACCCGGGCGAGGAGUGAGGGGGUCCUGCGCCUACCACCCUGCCAGCACCCUGCCCUGGACCACAGCUCUGAUGGACACCUGGAUCCUGGGCUGCAAACCACCUCCAGCCGCAUCGCACAGAGCUCAGGUCCUGCUGCCCUUGGGUGCUCGCUUUGCCGUGUCCAGGCUGUGCCCACCACAGCUCCUGCUGACGAACCCCUAAAGCCUAUGUAGAAAUUAGGAGCCACCUACAGACCCCCCCCAAUAGCAAACUGCCCCCAAAGCCCAGCCCUACAUCACGGCACUGAGCUCCCGCAUGGUUAAUGCCAUGGAAGUACCAGAGUGGGUGGUGGGGCUCCACCAGCCCCUCCAUCCCUGGGACGGAGAGGACCAGGCUUGGGCAGUGUCCACACUGCAGGGACCCUCCUGAGCUGUGAGACCCCCCUGCAGCCCUGGCAGAGGAGCCAAGGUGAGCAGCACCAUGGGGGUGUUAUGAGAAGAAGACGUGGGGUCACUGCCCAGCUCUAAAGCCAUGGAUGUGUCUAUGCCCAACUGGCUGUUGUCUGAGAUGAAGGAACCUCCAAAAUCCUUUCUUUCUCCCCAAAGACUACAGAAAAUCUGGGGAGACAGCUCUUACCCAGAAGGUCUUUCUCAAAUCUUGCUCUUCUCCAGACAAGAGUUUUCCCAUGUCACCAGGACAUCCCCGUGGUAAAGGACACAUGCAAUCUCAGAACCUACGGGAAAGAUGUAAAUUGUGGGACACAAACAUCCAACUUCUUUUUGAAGUCCUAAUAAAGGUCAUGGGUAAAUUCACCUCCUGCUCCAUCCUACCGCACCUGGUCCAAGGGUCUCCAACAACCCUGAUGCCAGAGAUGGUGGGAUGCCCUGGGAAUAAGGAGCAGCUUUUCCUGGGUCUAGCUUAGCUAGAACCCAAACUUCACCUCAUCAGGGCCCCAAAAGCAGGCAGGGAUGUAAAGAUAUAAGGGAUAUAAAGCCAAGAGCAGCUUUGGGGCUCUCCUGGAAGCUCUCACUCAACACGUGCGGGGGGAUGGACCUCCACGGUCCCGAGACGUCAGCUUGGGAUGAGAGACAAAGCCCAUGGAACCGAAGCAGGAGAACAGGGCCCUGUGCCAGCAGCUCCGCUCCCAGUUACAUCUGGUCUUGUGAGAGAAACUAAGAAACAUCUGGAGAGGAACAGGGCGGCGCUAAUUGGUUUUGUUAAUAAAAACUAUCUUGGCGUGGUGGCAGCAGCUGGGUGGGUGAUGGGCCUCGGGGGGGUCUGGAGAGGCGGGUUUGUCCCCUACAAAAGCUCCUGCACCCCUAUGGCUUGUGACAUUUUAAUCCCCGAGGAGAGGAAAACACGACCGCUCCGUUCCCGAAACUGCCGGCAGAAAAGGGAGGGUAAAAUCAUGAGGAAACGGGCAUUUUCAAGCAGGGAUAGCUCUUGUUUACCACUAAGCCACCCUUCAUGGAAAACUGGGAUUGAUUCUAAAUAGCAUAAAAUGGAAUUCAAUCUAAACAGCACAAAACCCAGCAUUUUAAGGUUGAUGUUUUACUAGUUAAAUAAAUAUAUCACAAGUUAGUUGCAUGCAUAUGUAUAUAAAUGUUACCUAAACAUGUUUUGUUUAUUACAUUGAUUGAUUAAAGGGGUAUUCACAGUGAGAGAA
Messenger RNA from Columba livia (rock pigeon), 2422 nucleotides. It is a transcript of the gene CD79B, whose product is annotated as CD79b molecule. Gene Ontology annotation, cellular component: external side of plasma membrane; B cell receptor complex. The record is from RefSeq and is a predicted model, not a curated record. The transcript is spliced from 6 exons. NCBI's taxonomy places the organism in Eukaryota, Metazoa, Chordata, Aves, Columbiformes, Columbidae. Gene Ontology annotation, biological process: B cell differentiation; B cell receptor signaling pathway. The coding region runs from base 101 to 793 and encodes 230 amino acids.